Messenger RNA from Seriola aureovittata, 5056 nucleotides. It is a transcript of the gene slc38a3b, whose product is annotated as solute carrier family 38 member 3b. The record is from RefSeq and is a predicted model, not a curated record. Lineage: Eukaryota; Metazoa; Chordata; Actinopteri; Carangiformes; Carangidae. Gene Ontology annotation, biological process: amino acid transmembrane transport; histidine transport; L-glutamine transport. The coding region runs from base 571 to 2121 and encodes 516 amino acids. Gene Ontology annotation, molecular function: L-glutamine transmembrane transporter activity; L-histidine transmembrane transporter activity; L-asparagine transmembrane transporter activity. The transcript has 17 exons.
CUGAACAAAUCUGGUCUAUUUCUCCAUUCAGGAUAAAUACACAUGCUUUGAUUACAGAUAUGACGCAGCUUUGUUUGACGUUAUAUUUGUAGGCAAUUGAACUGAUUUAAUUGAAAGGUUGAGGCUUGUAAAAUAAUCAUUUAAAACAAUGGAACUAGUAUGAUUUCUUUUCAACCACACAUGGAGCCCAUGGGAAAAAGAAUGAAAACACAUAUUAUGGAUAUUUAUAUGCUAUAUGAUCCCAUGGCACACUAUAGUGAGGCAUAUGGCUUUGUUUCCUAUUGGGGUGUGAUCAAUACAGAAAGAAUAGCCUGUUCGCUGCCCCUGCAGUGAGCGCCAAGUCCAGAUGUCACGACCAUGUGCCUCAAGGAGUCAGUGACAGAUUGUUGGUCAUCUAUUGUGCGUCUAACUCAUGUUGCGUUUUCGAUCUCUCUCGAUACGCGUUGGAUGAGCCUGGAAGUUAAAGUGAAAGUCGCCUUGCAACAGGUUUUCGAGACACCAAGUGACUUUAAAGGAUCACCUUCGUUGAACACAUACAAGCCAAAAAAUAAAUAAAUCUGAAGUUGGAUCAUGGAACCUGCUCAGUCAGAGAUGAACAUCCUAUCCAACGGGAAAAGUCACGACCUCGGAGACGACAUGGGUGUGCCAAUGAAGACGCUGCUCGAGGAGGAUCAAAAUGGCACUCAAACAGUCAGAUUUGAUGAUCCUGAUGGAGGACUGGAGAAUGAGGAAUUUUUGCCCAGUGCAGAUGGAAAGAAACCUAUACGCUUCACAGAUUUUGAAGGGAAGACCUCUUUGGGCAUGUCUGUCUUCAACCUGGGUAAUGCUAUUAUGGGCAGUGGAAUCCUGGGAUUGGCCUAUGCCAUGGCCAACACUGGCAUACUCCUCUUCUUGUUUCUUCUGACUGCAGUGGCAGCCCUGUCAUCUUACUCCAUUCAUCUGCUGCUCAAAUCCUCUGGCAUUGUGGGAAUUCGAGCUUAUGAACAGCUGGGGUACAGAGCCUUUGGCACUCCUGGAAAAAUGGCUGCUGGUAUAGCAAUUACCCUGCAGAAUAUUGGAGCGAUGUCCAGCUACCUCUACAUUGUUAAAUCUGAGUUACCGCUGGUCAUCCAGGCUUUCCUGAAGGCAGAUCCCAACUCUGAUCUGUGGUACAUGAAUGGAAACUACCUGGUCAUCAUGGUCUCUGCCGGUAUCAUCCUGCCCCUGUCUUUAAUGAAGCAACUUGGUUACCUUGGUUAUAGCAGCGGGUUUUCUCUCAGCUGCAUGGUGUUCUUUCUCAGCGCAGUUGUCUAUAAGAAGUUUCAGAUUCCCUGCCCGUUCGAGGAGUUCUCAGCCAACAGCACUGCUGCCCACCUCAGCAUGAACGUCUCAAGCCACGGCCACGAGUACAACAAUGGUCCGGUUCACGCGGACGACGAAGACUCUCACUGCUACCCACGCAUGUUCACCAUCAACUCACAGACAGCAUACACCAUCCCCAUCUUGGCUUUCGCCUUUGUAUGCCACCCUGAGGUCCUGCCCAUCUACACCGAACUCCGCAAUCCAACACAGAAGAAGAUGCAGAAGGUGUCAAACAUCUCCAUUUUAGUCAUGUACACCAUGUACUUUCUAGCAGCCCUCUUUGGCUACCUAACCUUUUACGACAAAGUGGAGCCUGAACUGCUGCACACUUACAACCGGAUCGAUCCUUAUGACACUUUGAUCCUGUGUGUGCGAGUGGCCGUCCUCACCGCUGUCACACUGACCGUCCCUAUUGUGUUGUUCCCCGUGCGUAGAGCCAUCCUGCAGAUGUUAUUCCCCACCAAGGCUUUCAACUGGUUGCGUCACAUUGCCAUUGCUCUCAUUCUGCUCACCUUCAUCAACCUGCUGGUGAUAUUUGCUCCAAACAUUCUGGGCAUCUUCGGCAUCAUUGGUGCCACGUCGGCUCCCUGCCUCAUUUUCAUCUUCCCUGCUGUUUUCUACAUCCGCAUCGUCCCCAAAGAUGAUGAACCCAUGAACUCCGUUCAUAAGAUUGUGUCUGUCAUUUUUGCUGCCCUGGGCGUCUCCUUCAUGGUAAUGAGUCUGAGCUUCAUAUUCAUCGACUGGACAACGGGGAGCAGCCGUGCUGCAGGAGGCCACUAGAGGUUGCUUCAGUGUGUGUGGGCUUAGGAAACGGGGAAAAAGAACUGGUUAGUGUAAAGGGAGCACUACCACCUCAGUGGGUACACACUACAGGGUUGUCCAGCACACAGUAACAGUAAUAUACAGUAUUGAAUGUGGGUUGGAAUCACACUUCGACUAAUCCAAGUUGAAUUAGCUUUUUGACUGUAACUUAACACAUAUCUGAAAUCUUUCAUAAAAAAGUUCAAUAAUUCAUCCUAACGUAGUGCAAUGAUGAUGUAAUUUAUAUGAAUAAUCAGGACUGAACAGGGUCCUUUUUUAUCAUCUGUUUACCAUCUGUUUGUGCAUCCACAUUCACGAUGGUGCAACGGUCCUUUCCCGUUGCUUCCUCUUUAUUUACACGCAAACAGCUGCAGCUGGUACUGUAAAGAAAAAAAGUUGGUAUGAUUGUCUUUUAGACUGGAGAGAGGGAGGCAUCAAGAUAAACAUAAGAGCUAUAACUUAAUCACUCAGAACUUAUUUUUACACAAAUAUGAAUUAUUUUCCAUGAGACGCACAAAACAGGACUCAUCCUGAACCAGCAGCACUCUGAACUGUACAUCAUCGUGUAAUAUAAAACAAAAAGUGCUUUAAAGCCUUAAAGCGCAGAUGACAUUUCAUUUUCAUUAUCUGUCAAUUGCCAGAGUUGUUAUGUAGUGUUGUAUCAUGCAGUCUAAGCUUUUGUUCCAUAUGCAUAAAUCAGCAAUUUCUUCACAAACCCUGGUGCCUUUCUGCAUUUGGAACAGCACAGAAACAAACAAUAUAAACAGGAGUGUAUAUUUAUUUAGCUACUAUAACUAUGUUUUUAAUUUCAAAUGGAUUCUAUUUAACUACUGUAUAUGAUGAAAUUAAUGAUAGCUUACAGUAUAUAGUUAAUGGAAGGUGUUACAGACAGACAAUACUUUGAAUGUUUGAUGAAAUAGAAAGAGCUUGAUUUAAGGAUCUGAUACCUCCCUUUGUAAAACUUUUAGCACAUAUAUGCCAAACUGUGACCUUGAAUAUAAACCAAGCAGAGUUCAAGUAUACCCUGACACUUCACCUUUGAGUCUAGCUCAUAAACCUCUAUGAUUAUUUCCCCCCUUUAAAUUUCUCAUUAAAUUCUUAUGAAUUCAGAAACUACCUUCUCCAUAUGAUAUGGAAUCCAUGACUUUGUUGCAGUUUUCCUCACUUGUGUUUAGUAAGUGAAGAAAAUAUGGCAUUGGAGAUAAGAUAGUCUUUUAUUAGUCCCACAGUGUUACAGCAGCAAAGUGGACAGUACAAAAACUGAAAAAUGCCAAUAUGAAAUACUUAAAAAGGAUAAAUAAUAGAUAAUAAUACAAUACUUGACCAUGGAGAGAGUUUUGGUUGUACUUACCCAGGUUUUGAGAUGCUUUAUAUGGAUAAAAGUAUGUGGACACUUGAGCAAUAUACAUAUCUCAAAACUUAUGAAAAGAAAACCAAAACAUUCUUGCCUAGAUACCACAUAUUCAGAAAGGUGAGAUAGAGAAAUAUGGUUCCAUUUUUUUUAUUUUUAUAAUUUGUAAAUAGGGUGUCCCCACCCUUUAAAUCGAACAUUGAGGGUUUGAUCAAUUCCUGGCCAAGCAACAUGAAUUUGUAAAAGAUAAUCCCACUGGUGGGUCUGGCAGAGUUUAUCAAGUUAAUUGUCUUAAUUGGAAGAUGUAUUAAUCUUUUGUGGUUCUGCCGUAACGUCUUUGCCGUACUGCUUUGGAGUAUUUCGAUCUACUUUCACACUUGUGAAUAUUUAGACUUGAGGUUAAUGUUUUGCAUGUACUUAUGACCUGUCCAUCCUGUAGUUGUUAUAGUGAACAGCUAACACUGUCAUAGAUAGAUGUUAUUGUAAUACUGUACAAUUGGCAUCUUAUAGUGACGUGUAUUGAAGUCCCAGUCUGUGCUAUAGUUAUUAUAGUGUUAUAUUAGUAUUAUGAAGCCCUUCUUAAAAGUUGUGACAACGAUUAAUUUUUCAAAUGUUGCUGCUGUGAUGUUCAGUCUGUGGACACACUCAAUUCGAGGUAAAUUUAGGGAUGUGGAUGAAUGCUUCAAAUAUUUGUAGUUCUUCAGACUGAUUUUGGGUCCCAUAAUAGCACUGACUAUAUAUAUAUAUACACACAUACAUAUACAUAUAUACAUAUAUACAGUAUAUAUAUAUCACUUUUUUAUAGAGUACAGGAACAUUUCUUUAUGUAGAAAUAUAUAUCACAAGUUAACUUAAGAUGAAUUACGUUUUAAAACAAUACUAAGUUUUUAACAACUCAGAGAAACGUUACAACAAAUACUUGUAGCCAAAGAAGGUUUUAUAUUGUAUUACAACUCUCAGGCUUCAGAGGAGUCCCGUGUAAAUCAUCACUUCUCUCAUUUUAUUUAUAUAUUCCUGUAUUUCAUGUUUGUUUAGCAGUUCUGAUUCUUAAUCGAGGUUGUUUUAGGGACAAAUAAUGAAGAACAGCAGGAGAAAUAUUUAAUGCACGUAUCGACCUCCGUCCCUUGCUUUUCCACGGUUAUUUGCAGUGGCUGUUGUGGUGUAAAUGAAGGGUUACUUUUGUCAUGUUUAGUGAACAGAGUUUUUAUUCACCAUGCCAAAAUAACAGCCUACCUAUACUGCUUUGAAAUGGCUUUAACUUUUAAACAGGUUCCACAGUUUAAAUACCAAACAUGCUAUAUUCAAUAUGCAUUUUUCAUGUACCUAAACAAAUCUAUCUGAUAUUUUAUUAUAGCUGUUAUUCAAGAUGUAAAUCUAUGAAAUGACACAACUAUAAGUAAAUAACAAGGUAUAUGAAUUUUGGUGAAUAAGAUGUGGCUUUAUAUAAAUAAUGUAUAUAAAUGUAAACCUUUUAUAUUUGUUAUGCAUAUUUACAGUAGCUUGUAAAGUGUAAAUAGCAGGGACAGUUUUAGUUUGGCAAUAAAAUAAUUGUAGAUGUUUUUA